Messenger RNA from Cuculus canorus (common cuckoo), 3882 nucleotides. It is a transcript of the gene PPL, whose product is annotated as periplakin. Bases 1 to 3882 code for a protein of 1293 amino acids. The transcript is spliced from 10 exons. Gene Ontology annotation, molecular function: cadherin binding; structural molecule activity. Gene Ontology annotation, biological process: wound healing; intermediate filament cytoskeleton organization. Lineage: Eukaryota; Metazoa; Chordata; Aves; Cuculiformes; Cuculidae. The record is from RefSeq and is a predicted model, not a curated record. Gene Ontology annotation, cellular component: intermediate filament; membrane; cytoskeleton.
AUGCGUGGGCAGAGCAGCCAGGCUGUGAUGGCACCAGGCAGGGUUCGGGGAGUGGAGGGCGAUGCGGGUUUUGCACUCACCAAUGCUGCAUCGGUUCGGGGGCGCCAGCUUCUGGCAGGGCUGGAGAAAGUGAACAGCGACCUGGACAAGCAGGAGAAAGCAAUAACGGCAAACCUCCGUCCGCCACUGGAGCAGAGUCGGGCUGUGCAGGACAGCACUGAGCGCUCCAAGGACCUGAAGAACAUCACCAAUGAGAUCCGUCGCAUUGAACCUGAGAAAACAAGGAAAAUCCAGGAGUGUGAGGUCUUCAUUGAAUCCGUGCCAAACACUGGCAGCGCCACCUUGGUAAAGAACAAGGUGGAGAACACCACCAAGAAGUACGACCGUGUAGUCCAGCUGCUUAGUGCUGCCCAGGAGAAAGUUGAGGUUGCCAUGCACCUCGAGAGGAGCCUCCAGCAAGGCCGAGACCUGCUGUCUACCUAUGAGAACAAACUGGUCAUAGAUGACACAGUGCCAGAGGAUUUGCAGGUGGUAGACCGCAAGAAAGAAGAGCUGCUGGCCAUGGGAAGUGACCUCCAAUCCAAAAGGUUCCUGCUCAAUGAAGCAGAGCAGAACUUGAUAAGGACAAAGACAUGCUCCAACACCCUGGCCAGCAAAUUCCAGGAGCACUGUCCCGACAUUGAACGGCAGGAAGCUGAGCUCUACAAACUCACCCAGCGCUUCAACAACCUCAACAAACAGAUUGACCACAGGACGCAGACCCUGCAGAAAGCAAAGAAUGCCUAUUCCAACUACCGCACCAACUAUGACAAAGUGAACCAGUUCCUGUGCAACAUACCCAACUAUGAGCCGCAAGAGACUGACAACAUCCAGCAAGUGGAAAUGAAGCUGAAGAGCCAAGCGGCACUCCUCAGUGACAUUGCAAGCAAAGAACAGGAGGUGCAGAACAUCUCUGCCACAGCUCAGCAAUACCAGCAGGCAGUGAAGGACUACGAGUUAGAAGCAGAGAAGCUUCGGUCCAUCCUUGACCUAGAGAAUGGCCGGAAUGGGUACAUGAGCAAGAAGCCCAGGCUGCAGUCUCCAGCUGCGAAAGUGAAAGAGGAGGAAGCUGUGCUGGCAGCCAAGUUCACCGAAGUAAAUGCUGUGAAUAAACAGAGGCUGCAGAAUCUGGAGUUUGCUCAGAGCCUCCUGCGGCAGCAACCAGAGAUCCAAGAGACACAAGACUCUUUCCAGACUGAAAAAUAUGUAAGGCCUGUGGAAGAAGUGUGGAAGCUGAAGAAAGAGCUUGAGGAUGAGACUCAGCGUCGGCAACAGCUGGAAGCGGAGAUCAAAGCCAUUCAAAACAACAUUGUCCACCUGCAAAACCAGAAGCCCCAAGAAACUGUUGUUAAGAAAGAAUUGCUGAAGAAAGUGCCUGACCCUCAGCUGGAGGAGAGCUUCCACAAACUGCAGCAAAACCUUGCAGAAGAGCAGCGCAAGAACCAAGUGCUCCAGGAUGAGCUGGAGGCUCUUAAAAUCAGGCUGCGCAUUUUAGAGCACGAGAAGAGGGAAGGAGGGCAGGAGUAUAUAGUGAAAGAGGUACUGCGUAUUGAACAAGAUAAGGCUCAAGCUGGUGAAAUCCUGAAGCUCAAAGAAGAAUUGGAAGAGCUUAGGAGGCAGGAAGGAACCAGAGAGAAUGAAGUGAUCUUUUUACGCCAACAAAUUGCUGUGCUAUCCAGUGAGAAGAACAAAGAGCAGGAGAAGGUAACAGAGAAGGAAGUGCUGAAGCUGCAGAAUGAUCCCCAGCUGGAGAUGGAGUUCCAGAGGUUGCAAGAGAACAAGCAGAGGGAGACUGCUCUUCGGCAGAAGCACGAAGAAGAGCUCAGCUUCCUCCAGGACAAGCUGAAACGCCUUGAGAAGGAACGAGCCAUUGCUGAGGGCAAAAUUACCGUCAAGGAGGUGCUGAAAGUAGAGAAAGACUUAGCCAUUGAGAGAGAGGUGAAUGAGCUCCGGCGCCAGUAUGAAGAUGAGAAGUCCAAAGGUCGUUCCAAUCAACGAGAAAAGGCUGAGCUCCUCAGGAAGAUCCAGCUGUUGGAGGAAGAGAAUGCCAAGGUGGUUAUCCAGGAGAAAGUACGUGAGAUCGUGCGCCCAGACCCUAAGGCUGAAAAUGAAGUUGCCAACCUUCGUUUGGAGCUGGUAGAGCAGGAGAGGAGAUACCGAGGUGGCGACGAACAGCUGAAGAGCUGCCAGAAUGAAUUGGCUGCUCUGAGGAACAGAGGGCCACUUGUAGAAGUCAAAGAAGUCAUUAAGGAGGUCAUUAAGUAUAAAAAUGACCCAGAAACUGAAAAGGAGCUACAGCGACUCCGAGAGGAAAUCAUAGAGAGGACUGGAGCAAUUGAAAGAGCUGACCUCGAGAUUUACCAGUUGAAACAAGAGAUACAAGCUUUGAAAGAUACCAAACCUCAAGUGCAUAUGAAGGAAGUUGUUCAAGAAAUUCUGCAGUUUCGGGAAGAUCCCAAGACGAGAGAGGAGGUAGAAUCUCUGAGAGUGCAGCUAGCAGAUGAACAGAUUAAACACAUUGACCUGGAGAGGGAGCGGCUACUCCAAGAAGAGAAAGUAAGACAGAAGGAGGAAGAACUUUCCCAGGUGAAGGAGAAAGUGGUCCAACAGGAAGUAGUGAAGUAUGAGCAAGAUCCUGCCAUGAAAGCUGAAGUCAGCUCCUUCUCUCAGAGCAUAGAGAGCGAGCUGAAGCAAAUUGAUUGCCUCCGUGAAGAACUCCGCAAGCUGCAGAGGCGGCGGUCUGAGUUGGAGCAUCAGCUAGAAGAGCUUGAGAAAGAGAGACAGGCCCGCAGAGAGGCUGAACUUGAGGUGCAGAAGCUGAAGAUUAGGUUGAAUGAGUUGGAAGAACAGGAGAGGCAGACAACAGAACGAGUGACUGUGAAACAGAAAGUGAUCCUUCAGCAAGAUCCCCAGCAAGAGAAGGAGCACUCCCUCCUCAAGCUGGAGCUAGAAGAAGAGAAGCACCGGAGACAAGUCUUGCAAACUGAACUAGAAGCCCUAAGGAAGAAGCUCCUUUCUUUGGAGAAGAUGGAGGUUAAAGAGAAAGUGGUCUUUUCAGAAAGUGUCCAAGUGGACAAAGGAGACACGGAGUAUGAGAUUCAAAAGCUGAAGAGCAAUCUGGAAGAAGAAAGUAGGCGUAAGAAGGAGUUAGAUGCAGAUAUCAACCGCCUCGAAACCAGGCUGUCUGAGGUGGAAUUCAACAACUCCAAGUCAUCAAAGGAGCUAGACUUGUUAAGGGAGGAAAACCACAAACUACACCUUGAGAAACAGAACUUGCUGAUGGAAACAAGGAGACUGCAGUCAGAGAUUGAACUCACAGCAACAGAAACUCGGGAUUUGAGAAACAUGAGCCACGUGGACAGUGGAAUAAACCUGGACUCCAGAUUCCAGGCUUUGGAAAGAGAGUUAGAUGAUCUGAAGCAGUUAUCCAGAGAAAAAGACACAGAGAUUGAGCAACUCCAGAACCGCCUCAAGACAGUGGCUAUCAAGAGGGAACAAAGAGAGAACCACCUGAGGCGCUCCAUUGUGGUCAUUGAUCCUGACACAGGAAAAGAAAUGUCUCCAGAGGAAGCUCAUGUGUUUGGCCUCAUUGAAUGGAGCCUGUUUGUCAAACUGAAAAGCCAGGAAUGUGACUGGGAGGAAAUCUCAAUAAAGGGUCCCAAUGGGGAAUCGUCUGUGAUCCUUGACAGGAAGUCUGGUAGAGAGUUCUCAGUUGAGGAUGCCUUGAAGAGUGGAAGGCUAACCAUGGCUCAGUACAACAGUUACCUCAACAAGGAGAUGUCGAUCCAGGAGUUGGCGGUCUUGGUGUCCGGAAGCAAUUACAACACACUCCCUCCGCUUUAG